AACAAUACCGCAUGUUGUGAACUUAUGAUCAGAACUUCACUGACAGGGAUCUCGAGGACAGCCAUUUAUUCCCAAAUUUCGUCACUUGAAGGAUUAAUUGUAAGUACUAUCCAAAAUUUGACUUCAAACUUCGGUUCUCUGAGCGAAGUUGAAAGACCAAAAUCAGCGACGGUGACAAGUCUUACUCGGAACGGCUUCCUGUUUAGGUGAUCUAGUUUCGUUUAUAGGUGAUCUAGAUUUUACUAACAAGUUACUGUGACCUAAAUUAGGCCUUUCAAAUUUUGAUCAAUAUAAGAGAUUUUCGCGACACCGGUGGUUAGUGUGUGGUUGGCGGAGACGGUCUUCUUGAAGAUGGGAAAUGGAAAUACAAAAGCCACUACUCUACGACAAGUAGUACUUGCAAACCAAAAAUUCCGUCAGGCUUUGCAGCUUUGGGAAGACGACCGCCCCGAGAGAGAGCCAUGGAGAACCAUUCUCCGCAAAGCUCCAUCGGUUGUUUACCGCAAACGGAAGGAGUUACUUCAAAACGAAGACGAAGAGUUGGUGGAGUAUUUCAACAACCUGCUUCAAGGAAAAAUCAAACCAGAUUCAAGAUGGAGUCUUCCAUCAAAAGAGAUCGCUAUAUUUUUGAGCUCAACUUUCACGGACAUGAGUACGGAAAGAGAUUUACUAAUGGAAGACGUGUAUCCAUAUUUGCGAGAAUUUUGUCGACGGCUUGGCUAUAAUUUUAGUGUAGCUGACAUGCGGUGGGGAGUGCGUGACGAAAUGACAGACGAGCAUCAGGCGGUUGAAAUUUGUGUGACAGAAGUUCAGCGAUGCAGGAAGGAGUCCAUAGGACCGUACAUGGUUUGUAUUAUUGGUGACAAGUAUGGCUACAGACCAAUCCCAAACAAGAUUGAUAAGGAAGUGUUUCAGAUGCUUUUGAGCAGCGUCAAGAGUCAGCCAGGCAGCAAAAGCGCAUCUGAACUGUUGGAAAAAUGGUACAAACUGGAUGAGAACAGUUUCCCUGCGGCUUAUAUUCUACUUCCUGUGUCGACGUAUUACCCACACGCUUACAAGAAUUCCGCUGGGGUAGAUACGAUGACGAAGGCAAGACAAGAAAGAAAUCAGUGGUGGCAGAAUCUGGUAACUAUGAGAGAAGCUUUGAAAAAGGCUGCGAGUCAGAUAGACGUUACAGCUUUUCCCCUUUGCAACAUGACAGAGGAAGAUUUUAAAAUAUCAGUGACAGAGGAAGAAAUUAUGACUGGGAUUAGAGGAGAAGACAUGGAUCCCAAUUACAUGUUCCUUUUUUUACGGUCCCUCAAUGGAUUAGACGAAAUUGAUCCAAACAACAAUGGUUUCGUCAAUCGCUAUGUAGACGUAGAGGAAUGCGGACUUCAAUCGCACUCCACAAAUCGAAAUGAUGCAAAAUGUUCGCUACAGAGGCUUAGAGAUAGCUGUCAAGAAUUUAUGCCAAGUGCCAACAUCUUCAGAUACAGCUUAACUUUACACGUUACGAAAGAUGGUCAUAUAGACGUGAAAAGGAACAAAGAAGAAGUAAAGAGUUUCUGCGACAAGUUCUGUCAGUUUAUGGUCGAUGGCAUCCAGGAAGCUGUGGCUAAACAUAAGGUGAUUGAUGACCCUUUGUAUCUCGAAGUUCUUAACCACGCGACCAUGGCAGAGAAAAGAACAGAGGCAUUCGUUGGUAGGAAACAUUUUCUUGAAAAGAUGGAAGGUUACCUAAAGAUGGAUAAUGGUGGAAAGCCUUUUAUUGUGCAUGGUAUUUCCGGAUGUGGAAAAACGUCCCUUAUGGCCAAAGUGUACGAUAUGUCCAUUGAAAAUUGGAGUGGAGUAGAAACUGGCAGGCCAUUUCAUUUCAUACGAUUCAUUGGCACUUCACCCUUUUCGUCUGAUGUAAGAUCUCUGUUGAGGAGCCUGUGUCAGCAGAUGUGUUUGGUGUUGAACGAUACAUCAACAGUUAUUACCGACAACUGUGAGCGACUGGUGGCAACAUUUCGCUCUCUUCUCCAGAGAGCCACACCAGAAAAUCCGAUAGUUUUAUUUCUCGACUCACUGGACCAGUUGUCAGACCAAGAUGAUGGACGUGCAUUAAGAUGGCUUCCCACGAGCUUGCCAAAAAAUGUCCACAUUGUGGUGAGCACCCUUCCCAAUACAGGAGGGUGCCUUGCUGUACUAAAAACCAAACUAAAACCAGAGAGCAAUGCUGACUUUUAUCUUGAGGUUUCAUGCUUGGAAUCGAGUGAUGCUGAAAGCAUUCUAGAUAUGAGAUUAGAAAAAGAGAAAAGGAGACUCACAGCACAGCAAAGAUCUCAAGUAUUAGAAACCUGCUCCAAGCCAACAGCACUUUACAUGAAACUAGCUUGUGAUACAGCUCUUCGUUGGAAAUCGUUCACUGAAAACACUCACAACGAAUUAAGACCGACUGCGACGGAGCUGAUCAUACAGCUUUUUGAACGCUUGAUCACAGAGCAUGGGGAAAAGUUUGUCCGUAGGGCUUUAGGUUACAUUACAGCUUCUAAAACGGGUCUUUCGAAGUCAGAACUGGAAGAUAUCUUGUCAUGUGACGAUAUCGUUCUCGCCGAUGAGGUUUUUAAAUACCACGUGCCACCAAUCAGAAGGCUGCCUCCUCUACUGUGGACUCGACUCCGCAAUGACUUAGGCAGUUAUCUGGUGAAAGUAGCAGCAGACGGUCACGUGGUAUACAAGUGGUAUCACAGAUUGUUUCUGGAGGCAGCAAGAAAUUAUUUCUUGAGUGACAAGCCUUUUACAGACUCGCUUCACAGGGAUUUAGCAAAUUACUUCAAUGGCAGGUGGGCGCGGGAAGCCAAGCCAUAUACAGACAAAGAUGGAACAAUACGAAGUGCGUUUAGAAUGGUGGCAGAUCAACCACUGGUAUUAAGUAAUGAAGACUCAGAAAGUAGAAUGGAUUCCGAAGAUGAAGAGACUAGACCAAGAUACAACUUGCGCAAGCUAAGCGAGUUACCUUACCAUUUGAUCAGAUGUGACAUGUGGAAUGAAUUUGUGGAGAUUGUGUGUCAGAUUCCAUGGCUGAUGGCAAAGUGUAAGGCCGGCAAAGCAUUCGAACUGACCCUUGAACUCUCUGAGGCAUCUUUGAAGUGCAGCAAUGACAACUCAGUCAUAAUAGAGGACGUAUACAGUUGCAUUCGAGCCAAUGCUCAACAGCUGAGUCAGUUCCCCGAGCUUGUACCACAGCUUUGCCUCAAUGAACCUGAUAUUUCAUAUUGUGCUACUAUGGCCAAGACUUAUUUGGAAACAGCCAACAAAGCUGAAGGCGCCAAGAUCACUCUUUGGAGAGAUUUAACGAAGAUGGAGUCUCGUAAGAUCAACGUAGCAUCAUUUAAGCAUCCAGCUGGAGUCAAGAAAUGUGUUUUCUCAAAAGGCUGCAAAUAUCUGGCCACGUACGCUACAGAUGGUGUGUUGCGUGUAUUUAUGGUCGCGAGUGGCUAUACCGUCAUGACAAAGCAUUGUGAAUGUCAGGUGAUAUCAUUUCCCGCCAGCAUAGACCAGUGCCAUUGGGUUGCAAUUGCUGGUUCACACUCUAUUGUCCGUUACGGCCUGGGCACUGGUGGCCAACAUGAAGGGACAACUCUACAGGAGAUAAACGUUGACUGCGAAAUUGACGAUAAAGCGAGCAUUGUCAGUACCAAGAAGGGCAAGGCUUGGGAGAUAUUUCUGGCAACAUCACAUGGAAAACUACGUUCCUAUAGCACGUCACCUUCCUCUAAUGGACAGCCUGUUAUGAAAGAGGAACUCCCGAGGAGGCCAAAGGUUCUAACGAUUUCUCCUGACGGUAACUCAUUAGCUUUUGGAUCAGACAAAAUGUAUUUGUGGAGCCCGAAAACUCAUAAGGAUGUGAGAGUCUUCGAAACUGGUAAGAAGACUGCUCCUAAAAUGGAUGGUGCUACCAUAAGUUUUUCGAGGAAGGGUGCAAAAUUAGGAGCAGUGUUGUCAAAUGGAACCUACAUAUGGAAUAUUCAAAGUGCAAAACUCCUGAAGACACUCGCCAUGAACUGUUUGGGUGUCGAGUUUGUCGUGUUUUCUCCAGACUUCGGCCACAUUGCUACUCAGGACCUCAAAGACAAGGAACAUCUCCAGGUAUUAUGCAUGGCACCCAAACCGUAUGAUAAAAGUCCGGAGUGGGAAACACUGACUGGCCACUCGGGUGAAAUUCGAACCUGCUGUAUCGGGAACAGAGAAAGCGGUCAUCCCUUGAUUGCAACAGCCUCAGAUGACAGCACCGUUCAGCUGUGGGAUACGAGAAACAUGCCCUCGCCCAGAGUAGUCAAAUUACCGAAUCACAACAGUCCCGUUCAAGAGUGUACGUUUUCCAACGACAAUAGAUUAGCAGUAAGUUGUUCCUUGACUGAGACAUGGGUUUGGCAGGCACAGUCACCUGUACACCGACUGCAUCGGUUACACCCUGCCUCUGACAACGGAGCCAGUGGCACCUGCCCCUGUUUCUCUGAAGACACCUCAUUCGUAUCAGUGUUUGUUGAGACUGGCGUGGAUGUGUGGCAUCUGAAGUCAGGCGUUGACCCUCAUGGAUCUGACAGGAGUCUUCUCAUGGGAGCGCACAGAACUCUCACUUUUCUAACUGUUCGACACCUCUUCACUAAAUUCACAUCUGAUGGCUUGUACACCUGCCUGUUCACGGAGAGUGAGCCAGAAACUGUGAGACUCUAUCUUGCUAUCAAUAAAUACAGUUUAGAGAAAUGGGCAAAACAUGAGCUCAAAGAUCCACCGCCAAAGGAUCUGAAUGAAAGGGAAGCAUUUGAACAGAGAUUUUCGGUGGACAGUGGAAAUCAGAUCACAGAAGCAGCCAUUUCAAACACAUGUGGCAGACUUGUGGCUAUAAGUGUACCAAGACAAAGUAGUUCUCAGGAUUGGAUGAAAGGACCUGCUGAGGUUCACUUGUGGGACCUAAACAACCACACUAACUGGAAAGUCCAAAUAUCCUUACAUCCCACCAUCAUUCGCCGGGUGAAAGUUGGUUGCGAAUACCUGGUGACAUUUGUUCAGUGUCGUAACAAUGUAACUGCUUCUCAAAAAGUUAGGAGCGGCAGGACAAAGAGGAGAUCUUCCUACAGUGUUUCGUCCGUCGCUGAUGAAGGUAUUUUUCACGUCAUAGAUAGAGAAGGAUUGACGGUUCAGACAUUUCAGAUUCCUGGGCAAUUUUCUGGCUUGAGCGUGGUUAAUGGUGAAUCUUGUCUGCGAAAGAUAUCAGAGGAACUUUUGACUUACAGUUUACAAGAGGGUGUUGUUAAAGCGCAAGAGGUCAGAUCUAAUAAAGUAAUGGGAACCUUCACAGUCAACAACACGGAAAUAACUGCCGUGAACAUCUCGUCAAAGGGAAAAUCUGCUGUUGUGGGCUGCGCAAAUGGAAAUGUGCACAUUAUCGAGAUGAUUUAGAGGAAUAUACAACACCUUCAACCUUUUUGUUUUUCAACUAAUCCAACACCAUUGUUUUCUCGUAUUUCAUUGCGCAAUAUACUUAAAACUAACUUUUAACAAUUAUUCGCCGAAGUGGAGGUAAAUAGUGGUGGAUACUUUCCGAGGCGCGAAUAACUGUUUUGGUAUAAACCAUACAGGAACCAAAACAAUCAGUACAUUUCUUUCAAAUAGCAAAAAAUUAUUGGAAAUUAAUGAUUGACGCGCGAGAUUGUCUCUUUGGCUGCUCGGAGGUGAAUAGUACUUGCUAAUCUCUUCCGAAACAGCCAAUCAGCGCGCUCGAAUAACACUACUCACCUGUGUGGUAAUUUCUAAACGAUGAACGAGGUGUUUUAUUGACACGAUAAUCGUCAUCACAGAGUUCAAAAUGUUGUGGACUCACGAGGCGCAGCAGUCCACGCUAACCCACUCUCAAUUAGUUUUUAUUUUUUUAUUAUUUUAUUACAAUAUCGAGGUCAAAUAGAAGGAUUCUCCUAGCGCAUGACCAACCUCGUGACACGGUGACGUGACAGCGUUGUCUGUGCUCUUAUCGACAACGACAAAUUGGCCAAUCAGAUUGUGACAUUACUGUAACUAUGAUAAACAUAUUAAUAUAUUCACAGUAUUUAACUGAUUUAUUUCGUUGCAACCAUGAGUUCUAGAUCGUAGCGCGCUGAUGUUAACCUAUAAAACAAAAGCGCAUAAUUUUCGUGUCGAAUUAUUCAUUUGUAAGUAUCAACCGGAGUUCCGGAUAAAAUAACACAAAAGUGACAAAAACGAUUACAGGAAACAAAAACAGAAUUAAAUUCUCU
Molecule: messenger RNA, 6260 nt
Organism: Pocillopora verrucosa
Lineage: Eukaryota; Metazoa; Cnidaria; Anthozoa; Scleractinia; Pocilloporidae
Molecular function (GO): protein binding
Source: RefSeq, a predicted model, not a curated record